CGUUGACAUUAUUUAUUCAUUUCUUCACUUCGACAUUUUGUUUUCUCUAAAAAUGUCUUCCUCUUACGUGCCUUUGUUGAUGAAAGAUGAAGAGCCGAGAAACUGGGCAGAGCUUCCGUCGGAAUUGACGUCUUUCAUACUCAAUCGACUUAGCAUGAUUGAUAUACUGGAAAACGUUCAGAAAGUGUGUAAGCCAUGGCGUCGUGUAUGUAAAGACCUUUCAAUGUGGCGGAAGAUUGACAUGAGCAACCUCGGAGACUUUGCAACGAAGUACGACCUCAUGAUCAUGUGUCGUCAUGCAGUUGAUCUUAGCCAAGGUGGUUUGGUUGAUAUUGAUAUUUGGGACUUUGGUACUGAUGAUCUCCUCUAUUACAUCGCUGAAAGGUCAAUUAAUCUGAGAAGCCUUAGAUUUGCAUACAAUAAAAUAACAGAUGAGGGAGUUAUGAAAGCUGUUGUGAAACUACCAUUGCUUGAAGAGCUUGAUGUUAUUUUAUACUGCUCACUUUCAGGAAACUCUAUGAGAGUUGUAGGCCAGUCUUGUCCAAAUCUGAAGACAUUGAGGCUAAACCAUAGCCCUAAAGUUGAGUAUUUUGGUUGUGAUGAGUCUAAUAGUAUUGCCACAGAAAUUGCCGAAUGCAUGCCCAAGCUACGCCACCUCCAACUUAUUGGGGAUGGACUCAACAACACAGGCUUGAACGCCAUUCUUGAUGGUUGCCCCUACCUGGACCACCUUGAUUUACGCGAGUGUUCUAACAUUAACCUUGUCGGGGAUCUCGAGAAGAAGUGUUCUAAGAGGAUUAGUGUUUUGAGAUGCCCAUAUGACUCAACUGCUGAUUUACCAUUUCAAACCACAUUGUAUGACCUAGAAUGGGAUUUUGUUUCUGAUUGUGGCUUCGACAAUGAUGUUGACUUUGAGUUCUCUUGUACUAGUCCAAGUGACUACUAUCGUUGGUACUAGACGUUGAAGUCUUUGUGGACAAAGGAGAGACAUGUUGUUUUGCUGGACUUGUCAAGCUUAACCCCGUGUGGCUGUGACUUAAUAACUCGUUCUUUUUUCUUUUAUUUUUCCUUAUUCGGGUCACCAACUUAUGAGCUCGUGUAUGCACUAUUUACUCUAAGUUCUUCAUUUUAA
Molecule: messenger RNA, 1132 nt
Organism: Camelina sativa (false flax)
Lineage: Eukaryota; Viridiplantae; Streptophyta; Magnoliopsida; Brassicales; Brassicaceae
Product: putative F-box/LRR-repeat protein 23
Molecular function (GO): protein binding
Source: RefSeq, a predicted model, not a curated record